AUGCUUCUUUUUACUCCUACUUUUCACUUUCUUUUUACCCACCCACCUAUCUUUGCAAGAUAUAAACAAUCUUUCUUUUAUAUUCUCUCUCUCUCUCUCUCUCUCUCUCUCCUCCUCCUCCUCUUUCCAGUUCUCCCUACCCUUCUAUCUCUAUUUUUCUUCUCUCCUUUUUCUUUUUUCUUUUUCUUCCUUUUCUCUCUUACCCUUCUAUGCCCGUCUUCCUUCCUCUUUUCUCCCCUUCUCACCUCCUCUCUCCCACUAUUCCUACCUUAUAUCCCCUUCUCCUCUUUCUCACCUUCUCUCUCCCAUUCUUCCUACACUUUUGUCCCCUUCUCCUCUUUCCUCCCCUUUUCACCUCUUCACUCCCACUCUUCUUACCCUUCUAUUCCCCUCUCUCUUAUUCUCCUCUUUUCCCCUUCUCUCCCUCACUAUUCCUACUUCUCAUCUUUCUCCCCUUCUCAUCUCCUUUCUCCUACUCUUCCUACUCUUCUAUCUCGCUCUUUCUGUUCUCCAGUCUCUCCCCUCUUUCUCCUUUUCUCACCCCUCUUCCCACUCUUUUUUACACUUCUAUCUUCUUUCUCUCUCUUGUUUUCCCUUUUUCUCCCUCCUCUCUGCUUCUCUAAAAAAAGAUUUCAAUUUCUUACUGGUCUAUCUGUUUGUUUCUUGGCUCUGAGAUUAUCAGAAGUAAAGAUUAGUAAAUCUUUUGUAACACCGUUUGAUCUUGACAAUCUCUCUCUCUCUCUCUCUCUCUCUCUCUCUCUCUCUCUCUCAUGCUCAGCUGCUCCAUAUAUCUACCCCGUCUCCCUCAAAUUCCUAACAAGCCCCUUCUCUUGA
This is a messenger RNA of Acanthosepion pharaonis, 834 nucleotides long. The record is from the annotation of a GenBank genome assembly. Lineage: Eukaryota; Metazoa; Mollusca; Cephalopoda; Sepiida; Sepiidae.